AAUUAGAAAUUUGUAGACUGCAAAUGAAAAACAUGUAUGAUUAUAUUGGGCAUUUUUAAAUAUUUGUGGUUAAUAUCAUUACAGACAAAUCAAAAUGAAGCUCUUCAUUUUAUUGGCCGCUCUUAUUGCAGCUACCUGCGCCCUUUCAGACCAUCAACAAUGGACUGAAUUCAAAGGUAACUUUUCUCGACAAUACGGACUACGUGAGGAAAAUGUUCGUUUCCAAAUUUUCCAAAAUAAUCUUCGUAAAAUAGAAGAUCACAAUGCCAAAUAUGAGAAAGGAGAAGUAUCAUACUACAUGCGAGUCAACGACUUCGCCGACUGGACUCAAGAAGAAUUUAUUGAUAUGCUGAAAGCUCAAGUAUCGUCGACACCAAAUUUUGAAAAUGAAGUAUUUAAAGUAGAUUCCAACUUUGUUCGUCCACAAUCCAUUGAUUGGAGACAAAAAGGUGCAGUAUUGGCAGUUAAAAAUCAAGGAAAUUGCGGAUCUUGCUGGUCUUUCAGUACUACGGGAGCUUUGGAAGGACAACUUGCCAUUCAUCGAAAUAUUCGUAUACCCCUAAGCGAACAACAAAUGGUCGAUUGUGACAGAACGAAUAUGGGAUGUAAUGGUGGUGACAUGAGAUUAGCUUUCAAUUUUGUUAGAAGAAAUGGUAUCGCAUCAGAAGCAAGCUAUCCUUACGUCGGUUAUCAACGUGCAUGCAGAACUUCUUCAAAUAAAAUUAUUCAAACUAUUUCAGGAUAUGUCCCAGUUCCAGCAACUGAAAAUGCUUUAGCCGAUGCAGUCGGAAGCGUUGGUCCAAUUUCAAUUGGACUGAAUGCUAAUGCUGAUUGGCAGUUUUAUGGAGGAGGUAUUUUCGAUCGUCCCUCUUGUGGUAGUGAAAUUAACCAUGGUGUACUUGCAGUUGGUUAUACCCCACAAGCUUGGAUCAUCAAGAACUCUUGGGGUGGAUCUUGGGGAGAAACGGGAUAUAUUCGCUUGGUCCGUGGUAAAAGUCAAUGUGGUGUUCAUCUUUACUCUACUUAUCCUAAGUUGUAAUUAGGUUAAAUCGUAUG
Messenger RNA from Diorhabda sublineata, 1056 nucleotides. Its product is annotated as cathepsin L-like proteinase. The record is from RefSeq and is a predicted model, not a curated record. Gene Ontology annotation, molecular function: cysteine-type endopeptidase activity. The transcript is spliced from 4 exons. Lineage: Eukaryota; Metazoa; Arthropoda; Insecta; Coleoptera; Chrysomelidae. Bases 95 to 1039 code for a protein of 314 amino acids. Gene Ontology annotation, cellular component: lysosome.